AUGACGAAAAUACUCCAACCCUCGCCCUUGGGGUGGGACAGACUGAAGGAACACUGGUGGCAGUUUGUCUUUAUUGGUAUUUUAAUCGGCAGCGUGGCUAUUGGAUGCAUAUAUCUCCUCUAUGCUGGGGUAAAACGGCUGCGCCAGUACCGAAAGACCAAGUCCCGUUUGGAGACGCUGUCGCCCAAAGUUUCUCAACGGCUUGAUCGCUUCUCCACUCGAGAGCUCGUCUUGACCAACUCGAACGUGCCAGAAAAGAAGCCAUCUUCUUUUGGUGUCUAUCUUGGAGAUUUUGGCGCAUACCCGGACGAGUCUCAGAUUCGCCUUCUCACGCAAUGGGACCUUCUCAUCGUGGACCCCUUCCGGCCUGGAACCCUUCAAGCACUCACUCAUGCGCGAGGAAAGCAAGUGUUGGGGAGAGUCGACCUCGAUCGCCUCAUCGCCUCCGACGAGUCGACUCUGCUCGCCAUCGAGAAGCUGGAAAAUAUGCUCGCCGAGUCGUUCGAUGAAACCAUGCUCACCGGCAUUCUCUUGGUGAACUGGGAGGACAAGUUUACGUCGCCCAUUCGCGCCAAAUUGUUCCAGGCGAUUCGUCAGGUAGGACUGGUACUGUACUUGGAAACAGCUCCUCCGGAUUUCUUGCAAGACCACAAGGCGCUGCAGGUGGACGCCGUCUCUGGAGUGGUCAUCAGGAAUGCCAGCAUCCUCCCUGAAGGCCAGAAGCGGGACUAUUUCCAGAUGCAACAAAUGCAGCCCACCAUCAAGGCCUUUGUGUCCGAGUCGUGCAUGCGGGAUUUCGUGGUGUUGGCUUGGGAAACCAUCGAGGAUGACGCUGAACUGUCGAACGCUGUUGUCCAAAGAUCUUUGCAAUGGUGCAACUUUUACAGCGCAAUUCCAUGGAUCGGCCGCAGAUCUGCCCUGGAGGAUGCUGCGCUCAACACCAAAGUUAUCGAGCCUCUGUCAUCGUUCGGCUGGCUGAAGGAUGCCGACAUUAUGAAGGCGCAUGAUCGCUGGCGAUCCAACAUGCACAUCGAGGAUGAAGACCUCGACCGUGAGGCCUGGGACACACUCAUGCCAUUCUUUCCCGCUCUGCAAGAUGUCCUCGAAUCUUCCGAGCACUACCAGGAAGUCGGAGACAAGCUCUCGGUUGCGAUCCGUGACCCUCCCGAGUGGGUUGCGCAGGUGAAAUCGCAGGGUAGUCCGUUGUCCAUUUCCAUGGCCGGUGUUGAAUACAAUUCGUUCGGAUGUUUUCCCCUGGGCUCAGAGGCGACACCAGUUGCGUUUGCCGAGAUCCUCCAGUCCCAACAACGACUGAAGACGCUUGGGCUUUUGCAUCCUGUUCCGUCAACGAAGGUCCAAAGCAUCGGUCUGCUGCUCAAGAAGUUCCACGAAACGUUCGUUCUCUCGCAUUGGACGGGCUCGGACCAGCUGGCCGCCUGCGUGAAGGAGCUUUCCAAUCUCGCUUUCAACGAUGGCCUCCGAGUCUACCUUGGCUUGGACUCCGGCUUGCGCAAGAGUGCCGAUGCCCGCUUCUGGGCUGUCUACCAGUUGGACGCGGACGGACUCGAAGUCUACGCUUCCAAGAACGCACAGGGCCUCGCAGGCACUGUACUGCACACAUUCUUGUCUGCAAAGGGUCACCCGCGACAUGUUUGCUUCGAAGCAGAGAUAGCCUUGGCUGAAUGGUCCAAGGACACGGCGGAGGGAACGAAUCUCCCAAGACGACUCGUUCAGGACAUCGAUCUGUUGAGCCCGGAGGAGCGAUUGCUCCUGCUGCAGCAUCUGACCUUGACAGACGCAAAGAGCGACAUCUCGGAGACCAUCUGCCAAUACAUUCGGAGACAGCUGAUUGACGCUCCGUCACUGGCGCAGCUCAAGGAACUGAACACAACUUCUUACCUCGACGGAUCCGUCUCGGAUGAGGAAUUGGUGACCUCUCGUGUGAAAUGGUACCGUGAACAGGGUCGUGAACACCCUUCGGUAUCAACGUGCCUGGCCUUAUUUCGAGAGACGGACCGCAUGUUCACUCAAAUUCUCCGAGAGCGCCGGGAAGGUGACCUGGCCCUCAUAUCCAACGCCAUCUGCCAGUUGCUGGGGAACCAGAACAUAGAUGCCUACGUCGAUAUCAUGGCCUUGUCGCUCUUCUGUUCUGCCAGAAAAGGUGCCCUCGAUGAGAUCUAUGCCGAAGUGACCGACCGAAACCCGCUGUUCAACUACCAGUCCGACCAGGCGGCUGCUUUUGCCGAGUCCUUCGCCCUUGGAUCGCGUUGCGAGGCCUACUUUGAUGUCAACCCCAGCGCCUUUGGAAAGCUGUUAUCUGAUCGGUUCCGAAAGGAAUACAACGACGAGAGGCUUCCGGACUGGGUCAACGGUGCUCCGCAGAUGGCCACGGCAUACGGUGGUGCGCAGAUCGAUGUCAACCCGGACGACAAGGUCAAAGCGAUGCGUGGGUACCAGCGAUUUACUUUCCUCAGUGUCUUUGCGCUGCCGGCCUUGAUCGAUAUCAUCCUUCUGACCAUCAUCGGCCGUGGUUUGUAUCUGUCGGCCUUCAUGACGGACGACGAGCAGACGAGCGCUACGACAGCGUUGAUGAUCUCGCUGAUAUUAUCUGGUGCAAUUGGUACAUGGAUUGCCUGUGUAGGACCUUACUAUCUCAUCUCGAUGGCCUUUGCGGCAGCCAAUAUGUUUGUCCUAAUCAGACUCAUCGCUGGCUUCGCGUUCACGAUUGCUGGCGGCUUGAUCGGAUUCAUCGCCAUCUCCAGCGUCAAGGGACCGCGUGCAGGCAUCAUCUUCUAUCUUUACCUCGUCGGCAUGACCAUCUACUUCACUUCAUUUGCCUGCCUCGCCAGCUUUAGCUACCCUGGAUCGACCUUCUUGUCCGGUCGGAAAGUUAUUUUUGCAUGCAUUCCGAUCCUGUUCCUGUCUCCCAUCAUUACGACUUUCUCGGGCAACGACUCUGCCGUCUAUGUCGCCGUGCUCUACUUCUUCAUUGGAUGCUUGCUUCUCGGGCUGCGCUCCAUCGCUUCCAAAUGGGUCACCUGGUACCAGAAUAUCAGGAGGACCGACGAUACAGAAAUCCGGAAGUGGUAUAUCGCCAGCCAUGGAAACAACGAUGAGAAGGUCUUUGGCGGAUUGAGCGACCCGGCCGUCCUGAAGCUAUCCCGGGAGGCGCUACUCAAGGAUGUUCUGGCUGAAACGAACCGACGAAUGUUCUCCAAGCCGACGCAGGACACUCUGGUCCUUGAGCUUGCUCGGGACUGGGAGUCAACCAAUUUCCUACUCGACUGGUAUUGCAGAUACGCCGACGUUUCCAAGCCGAUCCCCUUCAGCUCCUCCUGGAACAUUCAGACAAAGGUUGCUCUAGACGUCCUACGCAAUUCGCAAAAGGGCAUUCGUCUGCACAACGCUUUCAUCCACUGGCGCCAGUCCAGCAGAGAAAUUGGCUGCGGAGUUCUGUACUUCAUUCUUGCACUGCUGGACAAAUGGGUCGAAUUGCUCUGUGGCGAACCUGUCCAAGGUUUCUUGGGUAGCGCAAUCAGGCGUGCUAAUAUCAAUACCGAGGACUACCGAAUGUCUGUUGGUUUCGGACUGGCUUACUACCUCAUCGGGGCCGUCCUCAUCGACACCAAGGCGCAGGAACUUCAUGAUCUCAUUGGGAAGCGUACCGCUGUCGCUGUUGGUUCUGCCAAAGACAUACGUCCUUCCCAGAAGGCUGAUGUGCGGUUCAAGAGAAAGGUGUAUUGGAAGACCCUGUUCAAGUUUCUGAUGUGGCAUGUCUGGAGUCUUGCUUUUGCGACAGCUCUUGCCUGGACCUUCCAACCGAAAUUGGUGGCCAUGAAGAUGUUCUUCGCGUAUGUACUGGCAUACACCGGGCUCCUUUGGUACCAGUAUACGAAGAUCUUCUCGGGCCCUCACGCCUUGAAGCCUCUCCUCAUCGGUGCUCUUGUCGGAUUACCGGUGGGAAUCGCCUUGAAGCGCUGCGUUAAGGACUUCCCCUACGCGCAAGUUAUCGGACUGGCAUCGGCCACCUGGACGGUUGCGAUUUUGUCACUCUUCACCGCGAAGAUGGGCAUGCCCAAAAAGGUCGAUUCGCCGGUCGAACUUGGCAAGACGUUCCACGCGUACACUGCUCCGUGGGCCGACCCUGAAUGGUCCCAGCAGGAACUCCAGACCUUCUUCGAAGGGAUCUCGUUGAUUCCAUAUGACGCCCGAUUGAAGCUGACGCCUGGAUCUCACCCCGGUGCAGAGGUCAAGAACAUCCUCCUGUCGCGCAAGAAGGAGCCGAGAAUCGAAGAAGCGUUCUUGAAGUCGCAGGAGAUCGUCGACACCGCCCUGGCCUCCUGGGAAAAGGGCGAUAUUGCUCUUGAGCUUGUGCCCCUAGGCUCUCUUGGGCCGAGCAUUCACGCCUUGAGCUGCAGCACGUCGGACCAGCUGAAGAUUGCUGUGUGUGUGGGACGAGGCCUGGAUGAGCGUAUUGAUGUCAGUGCCAACUGCCAGGUGAUUGCGGAGACUCUCCUGCACGCAGUGUCAGAGUCUUUGCUUCGCAUGCCCCACGAGUAUGCGGUCCUUGCGGAAUCCCUUGUCACCGCAGGCGUGACCGAGACCACCGCUCGGCAGCUUCGCGAAGAGCUCAACACCCCCCGUCGUUAUCGCUGCCUCGGUCAGCCCUGUCGGGUGUCGGACAGUGACUGGAAGUGGCUGCGGAACAGCCUUUGUCAGUUCGACACGACGGACCUCCGAGUGCAUGUCGCCCGAAGCAACCUGGGAGCCGCCACCGCUGUCAGUGUUCUGGACUAUGCGCAUUUCGGAACCGGAGAGGCCGCCGUGGUCAAGGAUGCCGAAACCCCGACGUACAUUCCAUAUAUCCGCAAGUUGCCCCCUAUCGUCCUCUCGCUCUUCCAGCACCCGGUCAGCUAUAUCUACUAUACCCUUGCGUCGGUCGUCAAAUUCAUCAUUGUGGCUCUGGUCGCUGAUCCAGAGUUCCAACGUGAGUUUAACCAUGUCAUGAGCCAUCGCCAUCCUGUGGUGCGAGUUCCUGUAGUGUUCAUCUUGAACAUGGUCUGGUCUUACGCCAAACUGGUCCAAGACAUUGGGCUGUCGUUCUUCCUGUUCCAUGGUCGGUCGAACGUGAAGCGGCUGUGGAAUGAGACCAAGGGGAUGACGAUCAGCAUCAAGAAGAGCAGGUUCAUGGUUCAAGGCCUCGACGGGACGUUUACUGCGUUCAGACACAAUGAACCUGACGGUGGGUUCAAAGUGUAUUACUACGCUGGAGAGCACAAGUCCGAGCCUGAAGGCACCAAGAACCUCAAAUACUCGAGCACCUAUUCCAAGGAUGCACUUCUCCUGAUCCGCCAGGAGUUCAAGGACGGCAAGCUGCUCAACGAGUACCAUUACGACUAUCGCACUCCCACCAAGAAGAACUUCAAGCUGUCCAAGUCGUACGAAACAAAGGUGCCCAUGGGACGGCGGUGCGUUCGAGGUCAGAACCACCUGCAAAGCGUCCAGUACAAUCGCAAGGGUCUUAUCGAGGCUGGUUCCUACAUGAAGGAUGGCAACCUCAUCCGCUUCAAGUAUCACUAUCGCAAGAACCCGUCCUUUGGAGAUGAGCUGUUACGCGCCGAGUUUGCGCUGUCGCAUAUCACCUGUACUGUCUCCUGGUGCGCGCCGCCUCUCCGCCAUCCUCAGAAGGUGGAGCGCUGGAUUCCUCAUUCAAAGGUCAUGGAGGCGACGUUCGUCCAAGGAGCUGAUGUCUACGAGUCCCGUUGGCUUUACGAUCAUAAGUUCCAUCCCACCAUCUUCACCACGCUCAAUGGGCAGAAGGUGCAGACCCCACCUAUGAUCGAGCACGACUACCUGGCAGUUCUUGCGAAACCGAGAUAUACAAGCUUCGUUCAUGACAAUCCCCUCUUCUAUUGCGACAGCCUCAACUCCAACCCGCUCACUCGGUUCUUCGGCCUCGCCACGAAGCGGUUCCCCGUGUCUACGUCCCGUGCUCGUUCGCUGAUCUGGAAGGCGUGGAAGGAACGUGCGGACUUUGAUGGUAUCAUUGUGCGAUGGAUGGAUGAUCGUCUCCUCCGACGAGAGAAGACCCUCGCCCCGUACUGGCGCAGCCGUGACCGUGGCGAUCUAACGUCUGCGAAGAAGUAUCUGGAUCUCCGCGCAGAUACCGUCACCGCGAGUGUCGAUCUUGACGACGAUAUCUCCAGUUGGACCCCUCUCGCGGUGAAGAUUAGUGAUCUCUUCAACUUUGGCCCGGGAGGUGACGCCGUGGUCAAUACUCGCUCCAAGGACUUCGGCUCCGAUACCGAAAAGUCGCUCCAUGUCAUGGCGGCUAUUGGGGCAGCCAACGACUUCGGUGUACCCAAGCAUCAGACCGAGCAGAACAUCCUGUCGUUGAAGCUCAUUCCGCUCUGGGGCUUGGACUUCCUCACGCCCACCCACGGUCUCUUCCGGAACAAGCUUGACUCGGAAGUUGAGAACGUCACCUCAGCCAGCGACCUCGACAUCAAGCUGAACUUCAUCCCUAUCCUGACGGCGUUGGUGAAGGGUGCGCGAGCCGUGACCCUCUCCAGGGCCGAUAUCCAACAAGCAACAAGAGCCCUGGUCAACCUGAACACAUACUUCCAGGACUCGCGGCAUUGGACUCAAAUCUGGAACAGUGAUAUCGUGAAGGAGAGCUGGCGAGACCUCUGGCUCACCCAGGAAAUGCCCAACGCGUUGCCCUCGUCGCAAUGGUUCCAUACAGAGCUUCCUACCCUGGGCACCCUUGACAUUGCUCUCGAGCUCUGGUACCGCUACCUGUUCAUCUUCUCCAUCCCGAUUCCCGAGAAAAUCCCCAGCGUAUUCCAGGCCUCCCAUCACAGUGUCAGCGCCUCGUACGGUGUCGUCUGCAAGGUGAAGCGAGGCUGCACGCUGCAGAUCUGGGAUCAUGCCAUCAGUUGGCGUGAAACCAACCUCUGUCUGUCGUCCGCACUCUGCAAGCUGUCGCCCUUCGUGCGAAACUGUCUCCUGGGACUGAUGCGUAUCACCUCCGCCCUGACUCUACACCACGCGGACAUCAUCCUCCCCUGCGCCGACUUCUUCAAUCCCGGCUGGGAAGUCGAAAUCGGUACGUGCCAGGGCACUAUCGAGCACCGCAAUGUCUUCCGCCGCAAGGUCGACCCCGUCGUCAACGGUAUCACCGACAUGCAGAAGUUCGCCCCUGUCAAGGAGAUCAAGUCCCAACGGCCUACCGUCACCAUGCUGUCCCACGUGUGGUACGCCAAAGACAUCAAGACGGCGCUCCUCGCGGCCGACAUCAUCAUCAACCAGUGGAAAUUCGACGACUACCACCUGGACAUCUACGGCGCCAUCGACAAGGCCCCGACCUACUCCACCGAAUGCCAGGAGAUCAUCGCCUCCAAGGGCCUCCGCGGCAAGGUCACGCUCCGCGGCACAGCAGAUCCCAUGAAGGUCCUCGAGAACACCUGGCUGUUCCUCAACUCGUCCCUGUCGGAAGGCCUGCCCCUGGCCCUGGGCGAGGCCGCGCUGACCGGCGCGCCGGUCGUCUGCACCGACGUGGGCGCCUCGCUCCGCGUGCUCAGCGACCCGGAUGACUUCUCCCGCUUCAGCGCCGUCGUCGCGCCCAACGACGCCCUUGCCCUCGCAAAGGCGCAGAUCUCCAUGCUCGGCCUCCUCGGCGAAUGGAGCCAGUACGCCGAAGACACUGAGCCCGCUCCCGUGCUCACCUCCUCCCCCACGCCCGACGACGUCGCCCGCAUCACCCGCCGCAUGUACGAGAAGAGCGAGCACCGGCGCAAGCUCGGCAUGAUGACCCGCCGCAUCGUCCAAAAGUCCUUCUCCGGCGACCGCUACCUCCGCGAGCACGAGCAGAUGCUCUGGAUCGGCAAGUCCGCCAAGAUCAUGUCCUCUCGCCUCGCCGGCACCGUCACCGAGCCCGCCGACAUCGCCACCGCCGUCCAGCAGGCCCUCCCCAUCGAGGAGGAGGUCAUCACCAUCCCCCGCAGCGCCGUCCACUCCUGGCGCUCCUCCGCCGUCUCCGGCGUGUCUACUCUCUACAGCUCCAUCUCCAACUUCCCCAUGCUCGGCCCCGCCGCCGGCGGGAACCAGCACCGCGCCUCCUCUAUCCGCUCCGGCUUCAGCGGCGCCUCCACCGACACGGACUCCUUCCUGCCGCUCCCCAGCAACGCCUCCCUGCCCAUCUUUGCCCCGCGCCAGACCCUUUCCUACUCGGCGGUCCCGAGUGGUCGCAUGUCGCCAAGUGGCAGGAUGUCCCCGUCCGGAAGGCUGUCGCCGCUGCCGCGCCGCAGUGGACAUCACUCGCGCACGGGGUCGCUCUCCACAGCUGGGCGUGAGCAGGUGCGCGGCCUGCAACGCGAGGAUCUGCACCAGUACCGCAAUUCGGAUGUUAGCACGAUUAUGCGCGAUGAGUUCUUGCAGUCGAGUGUGUUCCGGGGUAUUGAAGAAAACGGGAACUAA
This is a messenger RNA of Aspergillus terreus NIH2624, 8478 nucleotides long. RefSeq names its product glycosyltransferase family 4 protein (gene gtb3). The transcript is spliced from 5 exons. NCBI's taxonomy places the organism in Eukaryota, Fungi, Ascomycota, Eurotiomycetes, Eurotiales, Aspergillaceae. Gene Ontology annotation, molecular function: glycosyltransferase activity. The record is from RefSeq and is a predicted model, not a curated record. Bases 1 to 8478 code for a protein of 2825 amino acids.